AUGGUGAUGAGAUCUUUGAGGAAAAGAAACAACAACAAAAACAACAACAACAACGAUGAUGAUGUCGAUAAUAUCCUCAAAACGAAGAGAAGUCGGAGAAGAAAACCCGAAAAAUCGCCUCCACAACGUAGCUCCGUUUACCGGGGUGUUACUCGGCACCGGUGGACGGGUCGAUACGAAGCUCAUUUAUGGGACAAGAAUUGUUUGAGUGAGAACAAGAACAAGAAAGGAAAGCAAGGGGCCUACGAUGACGAAGAAGCAGCUGCACAUGCAUAUGACUUAGCCGCACUGAAAUAUUGGGGACAAGAGACCAUCACUAAUUUUCCUCUUACUAGUUAUGGGAAAGAGCUUGUUGAAAUGGAUGGUCAAUCAAAGGAAGAGUACAUUGGUUCAUUAAGAAGGAAAAGCAGUGGUUUUUCUCGAGGAGUAUCAAAGUACAGAGGAGUGGCCAGGCAUCAUCAUAAUGGUAGAUGGGAAGCUCGUAUUGGGAGGGUCUUUGGCAACAAAUAUCUCUAUCUUGGGACUUAUGCUACUGAGGAAGAAGCGGCCACUGCAUACGACGUAGCAGCUGUAGAAUAUCGAGGACUUAAUGCCGUCACCAACUUUGACAUGAGUCGUUAUAUCAACUGUCUUGAUAACAACAACAACCCUACAAACUCCCCCACAGAUAGAGUCGAGCUCGACGAUACCACCGCAUUAGCACCGGGGCCCACCUUCUGCUCCAGCCCAUCAUCUACCUCAUCCUGCCCACCCAGGCCCAGGACUACUUGCUUUCCAGAUCAUAUUCAGACAUUCUUCGACAUUCAAGAUUCGAGCAGCUUUGCCGAGGAUCAUGGCAUUGCCUUUGGAUAUUACGACGACUCUUUCGCGUCCAUCAUGUUUCAGUCUGACCAACUUCAAACUAAUUAG
Molecule: messenger RNA, 909 nt
Organism: Striga hermonthica
Lineage: Eukaryota; Viridiplantae; Streptophyta; Magnoliopsida; Lamiales; Orobanchaceae
Source: the annotation of a GenBank genome assembly